AUGGCCUUGAGCAAGCCUCUGUCUUGUUUGGCUCAUGGUUGGGACAGGAUCGGUCUCAUCCAUAUUGACCAGCGAGUCCUGGUAAUUGUAGUGGACAUCAUCGGCCUCCUCUCAACUCGUCCACUGUACUUUCAUAGGACCGUCACUAUUUCCGGGACGCAGGAAGAAGGGAGGAACAUGUCCCGGAAGCUUGGUAACGUUGAAGCUUUAGUAUCCUUUUCAAUAUUUAUGCUUGCCAAUAUGAUAUUUCAUCAUCAUCUACAAUCAUAUUCAGUAGUGAUUCUUAAUACUGUGUUAAAACCUAUUGACAUUAUGAGAGUGAACGUAUUAAUUUUUCAAGGCUUGGAUUAUCAAGUGAGCAGUGAGAGGAAAAUUAAAGAAAAUGAAUUUGACGUGAUAGUGGAUGGCAGAGGCUCGGGAUCAGAUAUGAAAUUGGCGAUACCUUUGCUCGCUAAUGUCGAUCGCUUUUGCAUAUUUGGCAUUACUGAUCAAAAAGCAAAAGUUACGAUUGAACCUUAUCGGUUUUUUUUUAGCAUCCAUAUAAAUCCGUUCACAUUCCUAAAUGUAUUACUACAAUCUAUGUCAGAUACUUAUCUGCAAUAUAAUAACUUGGGAAUAAAGAUUUUCAAGCUUUCCGAGUACUCAGAAGUAUUACAAGCAUUGAAAAAGGGCAGUAUAAGCAAGUCUGUUUUUAAAUUAUAAAAAUUCAUGUGUGCGCGCGUUCU
Molecule: messenger RNA, 725 nt
Organism: Ceratosolen solmsi marchali
Lineage: Eukaryota; Metazoa; Arthropoda; Insecta; Hymenoptera; Agaonidae
Source: RefSeq, a predicted model, not a curated record